CAGCCCGGCCGCGCACCGGCUUUUGGGGGGAGGUCGCGGCCCCGCAGCCGCUCUCGGGUGGGGGGUCCCCGCUGCCCCCGCGCACCAUGGCCGGGCUCCUGCCGCUGCUGCUGCUCCUGCUGCCGGCGGAUCCCUCCUGGGGCUCCAAGGACAAGUGCCCCACCAAGAUGUACACGCUGAGCGGGGAGUGCUGCCGAGCCUGCAACCUGGGCGAGGGGGUGGUGCAGCCCUGCGGGGUCAACCAGACCGUGUGUGAGCCCUGCCUGGACAGCGUCACCUUCUCGGACACGGUGAGCGCCACGGAGCCCUGCAAGCCCUGCACGCAGUGCCUGGGGCUGCAGAGCAUGUCCGCGCCCUGCGUCGAGUCGGACGACGCCGUUUGCCACUGCUCCUACGGCUACUUCCAGGACGAGGCCAGCGGGGCCUGCCGGGAGUGCCGCGUCUGCGAGGUGGGCUUCGGGCUCAUGUUCCCCUGCAAGGACUCGCAGGACACGGUGUGCGAGGAGUGCCCCGAGGGCACCUUCUCCAGCGAGGCCAACUUCGUGGACCCCUGCCUGCCCUGCACGACCUGCGAGGACAACGAGGUGCUGGUGAAGGAGUGCACGGCCGUGUCGGACGCCGAGUGCAGGGGUCUCCACCCUCGCUGGACAACCCCCCCCCCGUCCCUGGUGGGCUUUGAGAGCCCCGAGCCCAGCACCAGGGAGCCCCUGAGCCCCGAGGGGCUGCCCAGCACCCCGGCAGACACGGGCACCACCGUGGUGGGCAGCUCCCAGCCCGUCGUGAGCCGCGGCACCGCCGACAACCUCAUCCCCGUCUACUGCUCCAUCCUGGCCGCCGUGGUGGUGGGGCUGGUGGCCUACAUCGCCUUCAAGAGGUGGAACAACUGCAAACAGAACAAGCAGGGGGCCAACAACCGGCCCGUGAACCAAACCCCCUCCCCGGAGGGGGAGAAGCUGCACAGCGACAGCGGCAUCUCCGUGGACAGCCAGAGCCUGCACGACCAGCAGCCCCCCGGCCAGGGCACCCAGGGGCCAGCGCCCAAGGCAGACGGGACCCUGUACGCCAGCCUUCCCCCCGGCAAGCAGGAGGAGGUGGAGAAGCUGCUGGGCAGCUCUGCCGAGGAGCCCUGGAGGCAGCUGGCGGGGGAGUUGGGCUACAAGGACGAGCUCAUCGACUCCUUCACCCGCGAGGAAUCGCCCGCCCGGGCCCUGCUGGCCCACUGGUCCUCCAAGGACUCAGCCACCCUGGAGGCCCUGCUGGCCGCCCUGCGCAAGAUCCAGCGCGGGGACAUCGCCGACAGCCUGGCCAGCGAGUCCACGGCCACCUCGCCCGUCUGAAGGGUGGCAGCACUGAGGGCACUGAGGGCACUGAGGGCACUUGGAGCUCGGAGCUCCCGGGCUCGGUACCGGCCCCUCCCGCCACUGCCGCCCCCUGGCAGCCCCUGAGGGGGUUUUUUGGGGGGGGCUCAGCCCCUCUCCACGCCCAAAUCCCGUCUGCCCCCUGAGGCUGGAUGGAGGCUGGAUGGACGGACAGACGGACACAGGAGGGAGCAGCAGGCUCCCAGCCCUCUCCUCUCUGUCCCCUUCCAGCCCUUUCUCCUCGGGGCUCCAAGUUCUUGGGGCUCCAAGUUCUUGGGGCUCCAAGUUCUCCUCUUCCUCCUUGGCCCAGCCUCUCUUUCCUGCUCCCCUAAAAUCCAGCUGCCUCCCCCCCCCCAAACCGUGGGCGAAGGGCAGGGAGGGAGGGAACUGGGGCUGCUGUAGCAGGAUUUGGGAGCUGGUCCUACGAGGGGGGACCAGCAGCCCGGGCUACACUGUGAAAUUUGGGGGGUGCAGCCCCCCCGGGCUCCAGGGGUGUUUGGUCCCGGUGAGGAGCACCCGGAGCAGGUUUUGGGGGGAGCCCCGGGGGGGCUGCAGGGGACGCUGGAGCUCCCAUGGACACACUCCAGGGGGGACACUGAAGGUCUAAAGGGCUGGAAAAAGUGCCUGCCUGCUGCAGGGCCGUGAUAAAAGGGCUGUGCUCAUCCUUCCCCCCAUCCCAGUGUCCCUGGCAAAGCCACCCUGGCACCACUGCACUGUCCCUCCCGGCCCAGGGACCCGCUUGUAAGGGCUCCUCCUCCUCCAGCACUGUGCAGGGGGCUCAGAAUCGCCCCUGGGGUCCUUCAGCAGGCACUGCCCACCCUCGUGCACCCCUGGGUGACCCCAGCACCUCCCUGUGCCCCGGGGAGGGGACAGCGCUCACCUCCCUCACCUCUCUGGAGCUGGGAGGGUGGUUUUUUUGGCAUAUCAGCUCCCAGCCCACCCCUGGGUGAUGCUGGAGAACCUCUUCCCCCCGGAGCUGCCCCCGAGGUCCCGGGAGAUGAUCCCAACACAGCCGUGACCUCCUGCCUGCCCGGAGCACCAGGAGGUUCCCACGGAGGAAGGACUGCCAGGGGAGCUGCCCCUCCUUCACCUCUGCAUUCAUCCAGAGACUCUUUCCUGAAGGCAGAAGGUGAUUUUCCUCCUCUCCUCAAGGAGAUAAGCGAGACUUGUAAAUACUGUGGUGUUGUUUUCCUCCCUGCUCGAUGUUCACACGUGUGACACGGGGCGACGAUCCCACCCAGCCCUUCCCUCUUCCUCACAGCCUGUCCACCUCCAAGGGGAGCAUUCCCAGCCCAAGCCUUCGGUCCCACCUCGUUUCUGGCCUUAAAGACUCAACGGGGAUCAGCAAAACACCCCAAAAGUCACUGCAGCAGGUCCGUGACAAACUUGGGAACGUGGAAGGAUUUGGAGCCGCCGGGAAGGGAGGGAGAGCUCGGUGUCUUCUGAAGGAUUGGGGCCUGCAUGGAGGGGACUCAAGCCCCCAGGUCCUUCAAAAAGCUUUGUGGGAGUUCUUCAGAGGCUGGAUCCAGGUCUGGGAUAUUCCAGGAUAUUCCACACUUCCUGCCCUGGGGCAGCAGAGGAGCGAAGAUCCCUCUGGAGGAACAGCCCCUGCGGCCGGACCCUCGGUUGGAAGCAGCCCUGGCAGGGCUGUGGGACCCCCACCCGAGUCCCAAACCUCCCCCACCGCUGAAAUCCAAGGAAACCACCCCAGAUUUGCAGCCCUGCUCGCGGGGGGCGACUCUGGUUUGCAGCCCCCCAGCUGGGGCUCCGGCUGCUUCCAGCCCCAUCCAGCCCCAUCCAGCCCCAUCCAGCCCCAGGGAUGCUCGGGGAGGAAUUUUUAUCGUCAGGUUGUUUCCACUGGUCCCUUUUUGGGCAAAGUGACUCGAACACAAACUGAGGGCGAGCGGGAUGAAGCGCCCACAUCAACACAGAACAGCAGGGCAGACUGCCUGGUUCAUCCUGACAGCCCAGCCCGGCUGGGAAUCCCUCUCCAGCCGGGAACUGCUUCUCUUCAGGACGUGCUCUCAGGUUUUGAUGCCGUAGCAGAGGGAUUUCCUCAGGGCUGAGGAAACGGGAGACAAAAAAACCCCUCAGCAUCCAAAGAGCAGCCGGGGCAGGGGGGAAGCCCCGGGUGCAGGAAAUAAAUAAAAAUAAAACAGACGAGACAGAACCAAGCGAGGAGGGAAAGCCAAGCCAAAGUCAGUGCUGGGGGGUCCGUCCCGUGUCCCUUCCUGGUGUGCAAAGAGCGUUUCCUCCACCUACCCCUGCCCUGGUCCCAGUGCUGGUCCCUUAGGAAGUGUCCCGGUGCAGAGUAGCCGUUGUAGGAGGAUUUUGGGGGGUGUGG
Molecule: messenger RNA, 3702 nt
Organism: Pipra filicauda (Wire-tailed manakin)
Lineage: Eukaryota; Metazoa; Chordata; Aves; Passeriformes; Pipridae
Gene: NGFR
Product: nerve growth factor receptor
Exons: 7
Coding region: 87-1337 (416 amino acids)
Biological process (GO): Rho protein signal transduction
Cellular component (GO): cell surface; plasma membrane
Molecular function (GO): nerve growth factor binding; death receptor activity; coreceptor activity
Source: RefSeq, a predicted model, not a curated record